Odocoileus virginianus texanus is the source of this 2664-nucleotide messenger RNA. NCBI's taxonomy places the organism in Eukaryota, Metazoa, Chordata, Mammalia, Artiodactyla, Cervidae. The record is from RefSeq and is a predicted model, not a curated record.
AUGGAGAAGCGGGGGGCGGAGCCCGAGGAGGCUGGCGGCGACAGCGACGAGGAAGAGGACGCGACUCGAGCCAUGGAGCGGGCGGAGGCGGGGGCGCCCGGCGGAUGGCCGGGGGCGCUGGAGCCUGACGAGCUCGACGACCUCCCUUGGUUUCAUGAUGAGCUGGAGCCAGCAGGAAGUUCUUCAUGUAGAGUCAUAGUACACGUGGAUCUGGAUUGCUUUUACGCACAAGUAGAAAUGAUCUCCAAUCCAGAACUAAAGGACAAACCUUUAGGGGUUCAGCAGAAAUCUUUGGUGGUUACCUGCAACUAUGAAGCUAGGAAACUUGGAGUUAAGAAACUUACGAGUGUCAGAGAUGCAAAAGAAAAGUGUCCACAGCUAGUACUAGUUAAUGGAGAAGACCUGACUCGUUACAGAGAGAUGUCAUACAAGGUUACAGAGCUGUUGGAAGAAUUUAGUCCAGUUGUUGAGAGACUUGGGUUUGAUGAAAAUUUUGUGGAUCUAACAGAAAUGGUUGAGAAGAGACUAGAGCAGCUUCAAAGUGAUGAACUCUCAGCACUAACUGUGUCGGGUCAUGUGUACAAUAAUCAACCUAUAAACCCACGUGACACGUCGCACAUCAGACUUCUUGUUGGAUCUCAGAUUGCGGCCGAGAUGCGGGAAGCCAUAUAUCAUCAGCUUGGUCUCACUGGCUGUGCAGGGGUGGCAUCUAAUAAAUUAUUGGCAAAAUUAGUUUCUGGCGUCUUUAAACCAAAUCAGCAAACGGUCUUACUACCUGAAAGUUCUCAAGAUCUCAUUCAUAGUUUGAACCACAUAAAGGAAAUGCCUGGUAUUGGCUAUAAAACGACCAAACGUCUGGAAGCACUGGGUAUCAGUAGUGUGCGUGAUCUUCAGACCUUUCCAUCCAAAAUAUUAGAAAAGGAAUUAGGAAUCUCAGUUGCUCAGCGUAUCCAGAAGCUCGGUUUUGGAGAGGAUGACUCCCCUGUGACCCCCUCAGGACCACCUCAGUCCUUUAGUGAGGAAGAUUCAUUUAAAAAAUGUUCAUCAGAAGUUGAAGUUAAAACUAAGAUUGAAGAACUACUUGCUAGUCUUUUGAACAGAAAUUUGAACAAUGAAGGUUUCGACAAUGGCUACACUGUGAUGGGGAGUAACUACAAAGAUAUGAAGAUACCCUUAAGAGGUACCCUGGGGCCAAGCAAAAGUGGCCAAGGAGGAGCAGACUUGGAAAGCAAGUCUUCCUCCCCUCCAGGAGAAGAUGUGGUUGCGGAACCCUGGAUGGUGGAGAAAGCCUGUCAGUCUCUGCUGGCAGCAAAGCUGCUGGCUUUGACAGCCAGCCUCAUCCUGGCGAAACUACUAUCCCAGCCGCCCUCUAUAUUGUCUUCUUGCACAUUUUAUUUAGGAAAUUAUGAUGUGAUGACCCCAAUGGUUGAUACCCUUAUGAAACUUUUUCGAAAUAUGGUGAAUGUGAAGAUGCCAUUUCAUCUUACCCUAUUAAGUGUGUGCUUCUGCAACCUCAAAUCCCUAAAUACUGCUAAGAAAGGGACUAUUGAUUAUUAUUUAACACCUUCAUUAUCAACAACUUCACACGCUGGAAAGCGCAGUUUUAAAAUGAAAGACUGUCAUAUGGAGGAUUUUUCUAAAGACAAGGAAACAAAUCGGGAUUUUCUACCAACCGGAAGGAUGGAAAGUACAAGAACUGGGGAGUCUCCACCAGAUCCCACAAAUUCUUCCAAAGAAAAAGACAAUAAUGAAUUUCCCCUCUCCUCACUUCCUGAGGAUAUUGACCAAGAAGUCUUCAAGCAGCUUCCUGUAGAUAUUCAAGAAGAAAUCCUUUCUGGGAAAUCUCGAGAAAAAGUUCAAGGAAAAGGAAGUUUGAGUUGUCCAUUACAUGCUUCUCGAGGAGUAUUAUCUUUCUUUUCUAAGAAACAAAAGCAGGAUAGUUCCUUAAAUCCUAAAGAUCAUGUACCCAAAAGCACACAGGUCUCCUCUGUAUCUCCCUGUGAACCAGGAACAUCAGGCGGUAGCAGUUCCUCUUAUGUGUCUAGCCAAAAGGAUUAUUCACAUUAUUUAGACAGUAGCUUAAAAGAUGAACGAAUGAGUCAAGGACCUAAAGAAUGUCAAGGAUUCCACUUUUCAAAUACAAACCCUGCUGUAUCUGUUUUCCAUUCAUUUCCAAAUUUGCAGAGUGAGCAACUUUUCUCCAAAAACCGUACCACAGACAGCCAUAAGCAACCAGUGCCAACAGUCUCUCAUCAUGAAGGACUUAAAGAAAAUAGACAGCAAGAGUCUUCUGAUGAGAAAAUUACUUUUCCUUCUGACAUUGAUCCUGAAGUUUUCUAUGAACUGCCGGAAGAGGUACAAAAAGAGCUGUUGGCUGAUUGGAAGAGAACGGGAGAUUUCCACACUGUACAUAAAUGAGCAUGCUCCACAAAAGGGAAAGACGGUUGUUCUCAGAUUAGCAGUUUAUUAAGCUCUUAUAAAUUAAACACUAAUACUUUCAAUAAUGUAGAAAUGUAAUAUGAAAUGUUCUAGAUAAAGCAAACAUGGGAAGAAAUUCUGGCACAAAGCAUAAAAAUAUAACAGAAAUAAUGUAAAAUAUUACCUUCCUCUCAUUCCUAACAUGUUUUAUAUUGCUUUUCAAUAAAGAGAGUAUCAUGAUCAGCA